This is a messenger RNA of Dreissena polymorpha, 4010 nucleotides long. RefSeq lists its product as uncharacterized. Bases 1 to 2802 code for a protein of 933 amino acids. The record is from RefSeq and is a predicted model, not a curated record. The transcript is spliced from 16 exons. NCBI's taxonomy places the organism in Eukaryota, Metazoa, Mollusca, Bivalvia, Myida, Dreissenidae.
AUGGUUUUGCAAGUAGAGUCGAGCCCGCUGGGCGUACAGGUGGUUCCGAAUCGGCGAGUAUCCAACGUCGACUACAUUCCUACCCUGGAUGGCCAGAUCAUUCGACAGACGUCUAAGAUACACCAACCGUCACCAGGACACAAAAAGCAAUGGGGCAGAGUAAAAAACGUAGCUCAAAUUUGGAACGAGCAACAGAGCGGCGACGACCAGAGCGACACUGCCGAUGAGCAGCCGAAAAAGUCGUUCGGCGUCAACGAUUUUCAACGGACCGCGCGGCUAUUGAUGAAGUCCCGCAGAGUCGUCGAGAAAAUGAAGACGCAAUACAACGCUCAGGUUAUUGAGCGCCUGAAGCAGCGAGAGGUACGACACAGUCUCGAUUUAUCGGAGUUUGGUCAUUAUACAGACCCGGAUAUGUUCAGUAAUUACAAUUUAAAAGCCAUCCACGAAAGAAAAUGGCGAAAGAAGCAGCUCAAGAUUGCAGUCUUGCAGGGGAAGUUCUUGAACGAACUACCGGAACUUAGGGAAGCCUCCGUGAAAGAUCGUUUGCAUUCUAAAAUUCUGGCCUUGGAGAAAAUAAAAACUUCAAAAUAUAUCAAGGAUAUAGGGAACGACAUUAUAGAGAAUGCGUCGAUGGCUGCGCCGUCUAGCGAGUCCCAGGAGCCUUUUACCAGACGACAAAGAAGACUGCGACAGAGCAUCGACAUGUCGGUAAUUUCAAACUACGAUCGCUUGCUACACGAGACAACAGACUCGGAAGUGUUCCCGGAUGUGGAAAUAACGCUCAAUGACGUAGAUCGGCUAUUGGCGGUGUCGAAGAGCCGGGUGCGCAUAGAGGAAGAAAUGAACUUGCCUGCCGACCGCCGGGAGCGGCUCUCCUUGCUGAAAACGAACGUGGAGAAGAUUAACGGAAAGUUUCGGAAAUUACUGAAUGGGAACCGUACCGAGGCGGGGCACAAGGCGGCGGCUACGCUAGAGGAGGAUGUUCCGUACUACGCACCGUCGCGAUUCGAUCAGACAGGGAUGGCGCUACAAUUCUUUCGGAAAUAUGCCCGAAUCGUCGUCAUUGUCACCCAAUGGAUAACGAUGAUCAUGACCAAGCGAUACGACUUCGAGAAGGAGCUGAAAUCGUUCGUGGACAUUGCCAACGACGUUGAGGAGAAGGCCAUCGCGACCACCAUGAAUGAGUUCGGGCUCUCGUUCGACAAGAAGUUCUUCAAGGCAAAUAGGGAGAUUACCCUGAGCUCUGAACACAGGAAGAUUCUGACGACGCGCUGGCAAUCUAGAACCCCCCACAUGAUCAAACAGGUGAUGAAUGGCCUGCAGUCGCUGAGGUCGCUGACCGAGUAUCCCCUGCAGACCCAGGAGAAACUCUGCAAGGUGGCCUGGUAUCAGACGAUCGAGGCGAAGAAGCUGAUAGUGCGACAAGGUCAUCACGCGGAGUCCUUCUAUUUUAUUAUAUCAGGCACAGCGUUCGUGAAGAAGAUGAUUCAGGACCCAGUGACCGGCGAGCCCAAUGUCCAGGUGGCGGCUAGACUCACAAGGGGACACAGCUUCGGGGAGAUCGGCCUGCUGUUCGACACGCUGCGCACGGCGACGGUGGAGAGCGCGACGCCCAUGGAGCUGCUCGUGAUCGGCAAAGAGGAUUUCGUACGCAUCUUCAUGAAGGCCGACAAUCCAGACGAGGAGCCGGAUCAUAUCCAGUUCAUCAAAAAAAUCCCGUUCAUGUCGACGUGGCCACUUGAUGUACUGAAGCUCGAGGCUGGGGCUUGUCUUACCCAUUACUUCAAACGUGGCAGUCUAAUUACCGACAAUGACCGGCAUAGUGAAUGGAUCUACUUUAUUAUGACUGGAACAUGCGAAGUGUUAAAGAAACUCAAGGCUGUGAAACCACGUGACCCAAGGGAGCUGCGGCCCCGAGUUGAUCUCAUGUCUGACGUCAUCUUACCGGAAAUUGCGAUGGCUAACACGCAACCGAAAAUCAAUAGCGGCAAAACCCGGCACAACAAGCGGACGAUCCACCCAGAGGUGUUCCAGGACAUGACGAAUUUCUAUGACUCCCUUCGGCGGAGAUACACGCCCGACCCUAUUUCCGUGGAGAGCCCUUCUAAGGACCUUACAGACCUACCCGAGUCCCUCCCAAGGCUCUUCAUACGUACCGCAUCGACCCGGAAGUUCUCCCUAGGGGAGAAGGGUGGUCCAAGAAAGGUCCGCUUCAAGGAAGACCACACCGUUACUCUCGACACCGACGACGCUGACGACGAAGAGGAGGAGGAGGAAAUCAAGUUCGUGCCUCUUCCGCCCAGCCAAAAGGAGAGGCCGUCCUCCAGAGCUAAACUGGACGAAUCGACUUCGAAAUUGCGGCCCCAGAGCUUUAGAGUGCCAUCUCGUGAGAAACUGCACGCCGAGUACCGGCCUGUUUCCCAGAAUACGUCAUACUCGACGUCAAGCGCACCUGCCGGUGACGUGUUCGUUCAGGUGGAGGUCCUAUAUCCUAAGGACUGCUUUGGUCUGAACACGCUCAAGUACGUGAUGGACGCGGACGAUGUGGUGUUUGAUGUGGACGGCGGCGUGGACUCGCCCAUCUUGUCGUUGGUGAGCCGUGGAGCGGAAGUGAUCAUGCUCUCCAAGAAAGUGCUCCUAAAGUACGCUGACCAGCGCUGCAAGCUGCGCAUCCGUGACAUCAUCAAGGUGUACCCGGCGGAGGACACCAUGCAGGAGAGCAUGCAGCUAGAGGCGGACUGGUCGGCAUACAAGGAAAACGUGAUGGCCGCGUACAUGAGCACUCGGCUCAACUCAGUUUAGCGGAACGGAUUCCCUGUGUUUGUUGUCAUCGGUAGCUUGGACUCGGUAGCUUUAUGUAUUAACAAUAUUACCAUAUACAUGUACAGUAUCAGGCAGUUGAUCACUGCUGUAUAUCAGCCAGUACACAAGUUGCUACUGUUGUUUAGGCAGGUGGCUACUGUUGUUUAGACAGGUGACUACUGUCGUUUAGACAGGUGACUACUGUUGUUAAGGCAGGUAACUACUGUUGUUUAGGCAGGUGGCUACUGUUGUUUAGGCAGGUGGCUACUGUUGUUUAGACAGGUGACUACUGUGGUUUAGACAGGUGACUACUGUUGUUUAUGCAGGUGGCCUCUUUUGUUUAGACAGGUGGCUACUGUUGUUUAGGCAGGUGGCUACUGUUGUUUAGGCAGGUGGCUACUGUUGUUUAGACAGGUGACUACUGUUGUUUAGACAGGUGGCUACUGUUGUUUAGGCAGGUGGCAACUGUUGUUUAGGCAGGUGGCUACUGUUGUUUAGAUAGGUGACUACUGUUGUUCAGGCAGGUGACUACUGUUGUUUAGGCAGGUGGCUACUGUUGUUUAGACAGGUGACUACUGUCGUUUAGACGAGUGACUAUUGUUGUUUAGGCAGGUGGCUACUGUCGUUUAGGUAGGUGGUUACUGUUGUUUAGGCACGUUAACACUGUUGUUUAGGCAGGUUGCCAUUAUUGUUUAGGCAGAUGGCUACUGUUGUUUAGGCAGGUGGCCACUGUUAUUUAGGCAGGUUAAAACUGUUGUUUAGGCAGGUUAACCAUGUAGUUAAGGCAUGUGGCUAUUGAUGAUCAAGAAGGUGGCUACAGUCGUUUAUGCAGGUUAACACUGUUGUUUAGACAGGUGGCUAAAGUCGUUAAGGCAGGUUAACACUGUUGUUAAGGCAGGUGGCUUUUGGCGUUUAAGCAUGUGGCUACUGUCGUUAAGGCAGGUGGCUACUGUUGUCUAGGCAGGUGGCUACAGUCGUUUACUGAAAUCUCAAAUAAACAUAUAUAGUACGUGUGAAGAAAUCUCGAAAACGUAUGAAGACUUGUUUUCGUGAUUACAGCGAAUAAACACUACAAUACGAUAUGACUAAAGAAGUUCCUGCUUGAGUUUUAGUAAGAUGAAGUCUUUGUUGAAUUCUUUUGUAUAUUUAUAUUUUUCGCUAUUUGUAUUACGUUUCAACAUAUUCUGUUUGUUUUGUUUAAUUUGAUU